CUUUGUUAUCGGACGUCGACAUGUUGCUGAAGUGGAGUCUCUUCCUCUUGGCGCUCUUUGUGGCGUCCUCCUCGCAGCAGCAGCAGCCGGGUGGGCGUCCCAGAACGAGUAAGGUUGCCAUUAUUGGUGCGGGCCCAGGCGGCACAAGCGCAGCCUUCUUCCUGUCAAAGGCCCAGGAGAAGCUCGAGGCGCUUGGUCGAGGAAGCGAGGGCUUCGACGUCACCGUCUUUGAGCGCGAAGAGAGAGUCGGUGGACGGACCGCGACGGUACGUCCUUACGAUGACGAGAGCCUGGAACCCGUCGAGCUUGGCGCCAGUAUCUUCGCCAGCGUCAAUCUCAAUCUCCAACGAGCUGCCAAGGACUUCAACCUCUCCACCGAUGCCAAGCUUGGAACCAAUGGGGCCAUUGGCAUCUGGGACGGCCAGCAAUUUCUUAUAGAGGGGCUCGACAACAGCUGGUGGAACUCGGCGCGCAUGCUCUGGCGGUACGGUUACUCGCCCAUGAAAACCAAGAAUCUCGUGGCGGAUGUCGUCUCAAAGUUUGUCAGGCUCUACGACCCCACCUAUCUACACAAGACCCAGGCUGCCGAAGGCAGCAUCGUCGCCACCACCGGGAGCGAGAACAAGACAACGAGCGGAUUCCCAUGGGCGUCAAUCGAAGACAUUGCCAAUGCUAUGGAGCUGAGUGGUCUGGUGGCUGUCGACGCAGGCGACUACUUUUAUGAGCAAGGUGUCUCCAAGCUUUUCGUUGAGGAGGUUGUUGAGGCCGCCAGCCUUGUCAACUACGGUCAGGAAAUCUAUUCUAUCCAUGGUGUCGGAGGCCACGUCUCCUUGGCCGCCAGUGGAGCAAAGGGCGUCCGAGGAGGCAACUCGCAGGUGUUUCAAGAAAUGCUCGGUCGCAGCGGCGCGCGCCUCAAGCUGGGCGUGCAAGGCGAAGUGACUGGCCUGGCGCGCUUCGACACUGUCGAGGAAGCCAUCAAGGCCGGCAAGCUGACGCAUGCUCAGGCCAUUGAGCGUGGCUAUGCAAACGAGAUGGGAGACAAAGCGACAAAGUGGUGGCUCGGCACAAAGUCGGGCUAUGGCGAUCUUUACGACUAUGUCUUUAUCGCUGCGCCGUGGCACUCGGCAGGUAUCACUCUUCUCAACACCCGGGCAGUGAUUCCAUCUGCAAAAUACGUUCAUCUCCACGUUACCAUUCUCGUCACCAAUGCCGAACAGCCAGACCCGCGGUACUUUGGACGAGGCGAAAAGGACAGUGUACCCACGACGGUCCUCACCAGCCACGCUUCGAUUCGCAAGACCAAGGCACCAUCUUCAAGUCCGUCCUUCCGUUCCUUUUCGCAGUCAACCCUGGCUCUUUUGGGCAAUCCAGUCGCUGCCAUUGCGAAUAUCAUUGCGGGAUGGUGGCCUGGCAGUGGCGGUGACAACGAAAAGAAGGGGCCUGUGAUUGAUUUCAAUUCGCUCAGCUACCUCGCAGAGAUUCCCGCUCGGCAAGGCGCAAAGGACGGCGAAGAGGAAUCACCAAAGGAGCACGUCGUCAAGCUUUUCUCCGAGAAGGAGCUCAGCGACGACCACCUCGAGGCCAUCUUCGGGAAGGGCAGGGUGCUGUGGACUCAUCGAAAGCAGUGGGACGCCUACCCGUACUUGACGCCGACACGCGAUUUUGCGCCGUUGCAAGCCGACGACAACCUUUUCUUCCUCAAUGCAUUUGAGAGACUAAUCAGCACGAUGGAAACGAGCACCGUGUCGGCGAGAAACGCAGUCGCAAUCGUUCUGCAGCGCAAGCUCGGCUUCGACUUUGUCCAUGGUGGCCAAGCCUGUCCUUGGGAAAAGGAAAAGUCUACGGACGACGACAACGACGACAACAAAUUCAACAAGAACUGGGCAGACUGGGGUUGCAAGAGCGGAUGAUGAUGCUUCUCUUCUGUUCCCUCGCCUUUUCUCCCUCACGCGUGACGCCUGAUCGUAUUCCCAGCACUUCUUCUCACCUUACUAUAUAUAUCUAUCAAGACUGGAUCGAAACUACUGCUGUCUUCGUCGUGCUCUCAGCUGCGGCAGCCAUCAGUUGUAUGAUUUGUGCGCGCAGUAUUGAGCGGAGCGUUCGGCGUCGGAUGAUGUUGGGAGAUGGGUUCAUGCCAGUAUGGGAGUCGGAGAAUGCGAGAGAC
Molecule: messenger RNA, 2164 nt
Organism: Acaromyces ingoldii
Lineage: Eukaryota; Fungi; Basidiomycota; Exobasidiomycetes; Exobasidiales; Cryptobasidiaceae
Exons: 5
Coding region: 21-1910 (629 amino acids)
Biological process (GO): prenylcysteine catabolic process; prenylated protein catabolic process
Molecular function (GO): prenylcysteine oxidase activity
Source: RefSeq, a predicted model, not a curated record